UCUGCAGAGAGCCUGAGCCCCGGGGCCCUGCUUUUGCCACACAUUUGCAUGUGUGUGCGCUCUUUCUGGGAAAACAUCUAGGACUGGAUUUGCUGCAUCCUGGGAGCACAUGUGUGUUUAACUGUGUAAUGUGUCUCCAGUACAUGAGGACGAAUCUUGCGUGUCUCCACUGACAUGAUGUCCUCAGUCAAUUCAGAGACAGAAAGUAGGAUCUGGGGCGAAGGGGCAAACGGGGAGUUAGUGUUUAAAGGAGUGAGCGAAUUCCUGUGUUAAUUGUUUUAUGGUGAAACUGUAAAUCCUUGACAUUGAAAAACUCUGCCCAUUCCGCUGACUCUUUACCAGCUCUUCUGCCCCAAAUCCAGGUAAUAGGUGAGCACCGGGCUAUAUAGUCUUUGUGGUCCCCCCAAAGGCUCUGAACCGUUACCGGCUGCAGCGGGAAGGAAUAUAAGAACACCUGAAUUUAGGAACUGAAGGAAGUUCGGCAACUCGAAGGCACGUCUGGAACAUGUUUGAAUGGCAAAGGCAGGUCCAGCAUCUCUGUGAGGGUUUGACCCUUCCCCUGAGGAGGAAGGUGAACCAGAGGACAGGUUAGCAAGAGGCUGGGGAGAAACAGAUUCACACCAGCACCUCUGUAGAAACCAUCACAGGAGAAGGGACCCAAAUGUGUACUAGAUAGAGAACCUGAGGUGCAGAUGGUGUUCAUGCAAAGUUGCAAGCACCUUUGCAAUGGGAAAAAGCAAAGUUUGAAAAUGAAGGUCAAGAGCUUUAGCUGAAACUUAGGAACUAAGGGAGUGGUAUGAAAAAAAUCUUCAUCUUGCCAGGAAGUGCGCUCUGAGAGGGAACAGGCUUCUGUGGGGCAAAACUUCAGGCCGGACUGGCUAGAGGCCUAAGGAGCCAAAGUUCUACCCACAGUGGGGGUGAGGGGUGGGACUGUGAAAGCCAGAAUAUCCCCACACCCCUACCCCCACCCCCAGGGCGAAAUUAUGCGAAGUGGCUGAACACUUAAUCUGCCAGGGAAAAACAAAAAAAGAAGCAAGAGCUUCAUGAAAGGAAGUGCUCACCAGGGACCCCAAAUUCACAGUAGUGUAUUUCUGACCCUUAACAAAGGAGCCCAGGCCUAGAUGUUCCAAGCUCAGCACUUGGCACAGGCCCCAGGAGACCAGGGAAUCCAUGGAAGCAUAAGGCUAACUUUCUAUGAACCCUAUUGUUGCAGGAGGUGGGUUCGCAGGUGCUAGGCUGACUUACAGAUACUUACAGAUUUGGAUCUGGAUGCCUGGGGACAGGCUUAGUCACCUGCAGUCACAGGGUUGGCUCCUGGUGACACCCUCCCACCCACCUCCCAACUCCACGCCUCACGUGAUUUCUCUUAGACUGGCAGCCCUUGGGAGGCUACUUUGACCCAGGGAGGAUUCUGCAGUGUUUUGCAGAUACAGAGGCGCUGGCAACUAUAGUUUGAGCACUGCUGUAUUAGCAAAGACUAGCAAUGACACAAACCAACCUGUCUGGGACUGCCAGCACCCGGCGGGUGGGAGGGUGGGAGGCUCUAGCCUCCUGCUGGCAGAGCGGGGAAUGAGCCCACAGGGGAGUGCUGUGCCCAGAGCACUGGGCAUGGUGGGCAGGGGAGCAAUGACUCUGAGACAGGGUCCUCACGUCCUCCAGAAGGCUUUAAGCGACAACCCUGAGAAAUCCACCUGCCCUGAAGUGCCCUCAGUGCCACCACCUGUGGCUUAGCUGACUCUUUCCUGCGACCUUUGAUCUCUUUGGGAUCUCUGAGAUGCUGUCAGAUUGACCUCAAUGUGAAACAACCGGAGGCUGAUUGUGAUAACAGUACAAUGCUCCUGGCUGGGGGUGGGGGUGGGGGGCUUCUCCAGCCGGAAAAAGAACUUAUCUGAGACAGGGAUUAGAGCUGCCACCUGAGUCAGCCGUCCUGUGGAGGGUGGGUCUGUCCCCAGACCCUCCAGGCACUUCUGAAGCUCUGGGUUGGGGAGCUGGAGCUCUGUGGCCUUUUAUCACUGGGGCCUCAGUUUCCCCAUCAGGUAAGGGGGAGUGUGUGACCCGUUUUCUGCUCCACAGACAGGUGAGCGCAGAGUAGGCUCUGGGAACAGCAGCACCACCAAAUAACUGUCCCCGGAACCGGGAGCUGCACGAGGCCUCAGACCAGGGGCCGUGAGUUGCCAAACCCUUCUGCCUGUGCAAUGGUGCUGGAACCCAGUCACUGCCCAAGGGGAGCAGGAGAGACUUGCCCACCCUCCUGCGGGCUUGACCAGAGCCAGGAGGAAUGAAGACACCGCCCUGACUUCUAGCCAGUUCCCCCAACAGCAGUUGCUCCUUAUACAGCAUGCCUGGGGCUGUAAAUCUAGCCUAUUAAGGCAAUAAAGGAACUGGUUCCAAAGUUUAUCCCCUCUGAUGCCAGUUUUUAGAAGGAGUUCCCCUCCCAAGAUGUAGCCGAUGUGGCGGUCUCUGGUUAAGGGAAAAACAAUGAUGAACAACACACAAACAUUUGUACAUAGAAAUGAGCUUGCCUGGCCCUCCCCUUUGUGUGCGCAGGAUCCAAGCUUCAUUGCUUAAAAAAAAAAAAAAAAAAAAGGAAGAAGAAGAAGAAAAGAAAAGAAAAAAAAAGUGUUUAAUAAUUACCUUUGUUGACCUCUGUACCUUCUGGCUUCCUCCACUGCUGGGCACAAGACAUGGCCAUUCCUGGGUGCAGACGUGCAGACGUGCAGACGCAGGCAGCAGCUGCGCUGGGCAGCUCCCCGGACUCCGUAAGAGCAAGAGGCAGCCUCCUAGAACUGGCGGGAGGGGGACAUGGAGGAGACAAGCCUGAGAAACAGGAGAGAGGAUGAGAGGUCCAUCCAGAGUACCCAGAGUAAGGAACACAAGACCACAAGUCUCCAGAAGGAGGUGGGCCUGCUUAGCGGCAUCUGCAUCAUCGUGGGCACCAUCAUCGGCUCUGGGAUCUUCAUCUCCCCCAAGUCUGUGCUUAGCAACACGAACGCCGUGGGGCCCUGUCUCAUCAUCUGGGCAGCCUGUGGGGUCCUUGCAACACUGGGGGCCCUGUGCUUUGCAGAGCUUGGUACAAUGAUCACCAAGUCCGGGGGCGAGUACCCUUACCUGAUGGAGGCCUUCGGGCCCAUCCCCGCCUACCUCUUUUCCUGGACCAGCCUGUUCGUCAUCAAGCCCACAUCCUUUGCCAUCAUCUGCCUCAGCUUCUCCGAGUAUGUCUGUGCGCCCUUCUACUCAGGCUGCAAACCCCCCGAGGUCGUCGUGAAGUGCCUGGCUGCCGCUGCCAUCUUGCUCAUCACCACAGUGAACUCACUGAGCGUGCGGCUGGGGAGCUACGUCCAGAACGUGUUCACGGCAGCCAAGCUGGUGAUUGUGGCCGUCAUCAUCAUCAGCGGCCUGGUCCUCCUGGCCCAAGGAAAUACAAGGAAUUUUGAGAAUUCUUUUGAAGGCGCACAACUAUCUGUGGGAGCCAUCAGUCUGGCAUUUUAUAAUGGACUCUGGGCAUACGAUGGAUGGAAUCAACUCAAUUACAUCACAGAAGAACUUAGAAACCCUUUCAGAAACCUGCCCUUGGCCAUCAUCAUCGGGAUCCCACUGGUGACGGGCUGCUACAUUCUCAUGAAUGUUUCCUACUUCACUGUGAUGACGCCCACCGAGCUCCUGCAGUCACAGGCGGUGGCCGUGACAUUUGGCGACCGUGUUCUCUAUCCGGCCUCUUGGGUGGUGCCACUCUUCGUGGGCUUUUCCACCAUAGGUGCCGCCAAUGGGACCUGCUUCACGGCGGGCAGACUUGUGUACGUGGCGGGCCGGGAAGGCCAUAUGCUCAAAGUGCUCUCCUACAUCAGCGUCAAGCGCCUGACUCCAGCCCCUGCCAUCAUCUUUUAUGGUAUCAUAGCGACAAUUUAUAUCAUCCCUGGUGACAUAAACUCACUGGUCAAUUACUUCAGUUUUGCCGCAUGGCUGUUUUAUGGCCUGACAAUUCUGGGAUUGGUGGUGAUGAGGUUUACAAAGAAAGACCUGGAAAGGCCUAUCAAGGUGCCCAUUGUCAUCCCCAUCCUGGUGACCAUCGUAUCCGCGUUUCUGGUCGUGGCCCCGAUCAUCAGCGAGCCCGCACUGGAGUAUCUCUACUGUGUAUUAUUUAUACUGAGCGGCCUGAUAUUUUACUUCCUCUUUGUCCACUAUAAGUUUGGUUGGGCUCAGAGAAUCUCGAAGCCGGUCACCAUGCAGCUCCAGAUGCUGAUGGAAGUUGUGCCCGCAGAGGAGGCUCCAGAGUAACAAGCUCGGCCUCUCGCAGCCAAGGCCAAGCCACCAUGAAUUUAUUUUUGUAAGCCAUGUUUGUUGCUGUUUCUUCCUGAUGUUUUUUCUUAAGAAAAAAAUGUAUUCAGAUGUUAUUUGUAGACAUCCUCAGUUCCCUGGGUGGGGGUUCUAGAGAGAAGUGACAGGUGUCUGCUACAGCUGGCGGACAGAGAUGUGGCAGCCGGGCUGGGUGGACUGCCGCCCGCGCUGGGACUCCUUACCAGGGGCAGGCCCAUCGCACCUCCUCAAAUAAAGGGCAUUCUUUAAACCCAGUGACCAAUAAGGUAUAUAAAUUUUAUAUAAAAUAGGUAAAACUUUUGCUUUAAUUGAAGUGGGUUUUUAACAUACUGAAGUACCAGUGUUUUAUGGCCUACUGCUCCCCCCCGAAAUACUGAGCCCCCCCGCAUUUUACCUGGGAUGUACGAGGCAGGUCUGCCCCAGGCUGCAUGCCAAGACCCCCACUGCACAGCUGACCAUCCCGAACCAUCUGCAGCCUGGUGCCCGCGCCAGGAGCCACAGUCAGUGGUUGGCCUCACAGGCCCCUGCACUCCCUCCCCCGCCUUCACUGGCGCUCCGGUCAAACCAGAAAGGGAGGUAAUGAAAACAAUUCUGUUUUACGUUCGGCACGCAGGGAAGAUACAGUAAAAAAAAAAGUGAAAUGGCAUUUCUGUGAAAACACUGAAAUUUUAUUGAGAGACUCCAGA
Mustela erminea (ermine) is the source of this 5000-nucleotide messenger RNA. It is a transcript of the gene SLC7A9, whose product is annotated as solute carrier family 7 member 9. The record is from RefSeq and is a predicted model, not a curated record. Bases 2803 to 4275 code for a protein of 490 amino acids. Gene Ontology annotation, biological process: amino acid transmembrane transport. Gene Ontology annotation, cellular component: membrane. NCBI's taxonomy places the organism in Eukaryota, Metazoa, Chordata, Mammalia, Carnivora, Mustelidae. Gene Ontology annotation, molecular function: L-amino acid transmembrane transporter activity. The transcript is spliced from 13 exons.